Messenger RNA from Bombina bombina (fire-bellied toad), 1648 nucleotides. RefSeq names its product actin maturation protease (gene ACTMAP). NCBI's taxonomy places the organism in Eukaryota, Metazoa, Chordata, Amphibia, Anura, Bombinatoridae. The record is from RefSeq and is a predicted model, not a curated record. The coding region runs from base 109 to 1011 and encodes 300 amino acids. The transcript has 7 exons.
AGUUACCUGGGAGCCAUCACUGAUUGACUAAACUGCAAGUCUGUCAAAAGAACUGAAAUAAAGGGGCAGUCAGCAGAGGCUUAGAUACAAGAUAAUCACAGAGGAUCCAUGCCUGAGAAGAAUGGUGACAGUAUCAGCCAAAAUGUUACAGUUCCUCCCCCACCUAUGCCACCACCCCCACCAUGUCUCUCUACCCUCCUGCCACCCCAAGUUAAAAGCAAAUUCUUUAAGAAAGUGGCUGAAAACAGCGACCCCUCAGUUGGCGGAUGUGAAGAGUUGAAGAGGAUGAUCAAGAAACAAAAAGAUAGAUUCCAUGAAGAUCUAAAAUGGUUGCUUUAUAACCAGAGUGUCCCAUCCCUUAUACAGGAAGGACCUCAGUGUGGUCUGGUUGCUUUGUGGAUGGCGGGUGCGCUGCUUUCUGUGGGUCAUGAUGUUUCUUUGGAAACCAUUGUAGAUGUGGCCGUUGCACACGGAUUCACAGCACAGGGAGAGAUGUUUUCAGCUGUCAACAUGGCCAGAUUGGCAGAGGAAGUAUUUGGCUGCUGCUCAGAGGUCCUCACUGGAGGUAUGGACACCGAGAACAAAAACAGGAUCCUGCAACACCUGACCGCUGGAAAACCCAUACUCAUCCCAUAUGACGAGGACUUUAAUCACGAGCCCUGCCAGAGAGAGGGAUACCGUGCUCACUGGGCUGUAGUAACUGGAGUCUUGUUCGGGACGUCAGAUGGAACUUUCCAGCCAGACCCAGAAGUUCCUGGACUUUAUCAUCCACUGCCUGAAAGUUCUAUUCCUAAAGAUCCCCAUAUGAAAGAAGUCUACCUAGUAGCCAAGCAGGGGAAGAGCUUGAGAUACCAGCUGUGGGACUAUUUGUCCGUUAGCAGGAGUAACCACCAGCUAAUUCAAUUUGACCCUAAGCGUGCCAGUGACGGAACUUCAUAUGUACUACCCAAGGGUGGUGUAAAAUCUGGGCUCUGCGGCCAAACUGUGCUCCUGCAUCCGAGGGUAGCUUAGAACCAAAGAUACAACCAUAGUGUUUUAAAAAUGGUUGUCAUUGGUGUAUCCUACUAAAACAUCACCAUUUACAAUGUGGCAUUUUAAAUACUCUGCCAGGUGUGUAAUACUAUGAAAAAGACUGCUCAAUAUUCUUAGACACAUUUAAAUAGUAAAUAGUCACUAGACAACCAAAAAGAAUAAGAGGCCCAUUUAUCAAACUCCGUAUGGAGCUUGUGGGCCCGUGUUUCUAGCGAGUCUUCAGACUCUCCAGAAACAGCAGUUAUGACCCUGUCCACCUGCUCUGAGCAGGUGGACAGGAAUCGCCACAAUUCAACCCGAUCGAGUACGAUCGAGUUGAUUGACACCUCGGCUGCGAGUCGGCAGGGGGUGGCGUUGAACCAGCAGCUCCUGUGAGCUACUGGUGCAAUGCUGAAUACGGAGAGCGUAUUGCUCUCCACAUUCAGCAAGGUCUUGCGGACCUGACCCGCACCUUGAUACAUAGCCCUUUAUAUGUUUUUUAUACUGACUUACAUCUUGUGAUGCAUAUGCAGCUUUCUUGAAACAAUGUCAGUAUUGCAUUUUAAAGGACCCAGGAAGUUAUAAGAUUAAUAUUUUACUAUUGGGAGAACUAGGUCAAUAAAAACAGAAAACAAUA